GGUGCGGGGGAAAACACGUUUUGUACCAGUCCGCCACAGUUCACACCAGCCGCUCCGGGGUCGCGAACCAGCGCCCGGCCGUCUCGUCUUACGGGUUCGUGGCUUCAGCAGGUCCGCCGGACUGCGGGAGAGGGACGCGCCCGGCUCGACGGGGCACGCAGCGGCUCCUCGGCAGGCCUGUGGCCGUUCCCCGCGUCGGCGUCGCUCACCAGCCCGCGGCCGUGAGCGGCAGAGCGGGCAUGAAGGGCAGCGUGACCCGGUCCCCGGGUCUGAGGCGGUGACGGUGUCCGGACGUACCCUCUCUCACCCACCACCCGCUGGUCGUUUAGAUGUCUCCGUCGGAGGUGGGCUGUCAGAAUGAACGGCACUCAGCAGACUGAUACCAAGAGACAACACCUCCUAGAGAGGCUGCUGGAUGCUGUUAAACAGUGCCAAAUCCGCUUUGGGGGACGAAAAGAAAUUGCCUCUGACUCCGACAGCAGGGUGAUCUGUCUGUGUGCCCAGUUUGAGGCGGUUCUCCAGCACGGCCUGAGGAAGAACCGAGGCCUGGCCCUGACUGCCGCCGCUCUCAAACAGGCUGCGGGCUUCAGCUCAAAGACCGAAGCAGAGCUGACGUUCUGGUUCUAUGUGAAGGAGCACCUGAACAGACAUGAGCUGCAGAGGUUUUACUCUUUGCGCCACAUUUCAUCGGAGCUGGGCCGGGGCCGGGCCUGGCUGCGCUGCUCCCUCAACGAGCACUCGCUGGAGCGCUACCUGCACGCCCUGCUGGCCGACCACGCACGCCUCAGCACCUACUAUGAAGACUGGGCCUUCAUCCUGGAUGAGGAGCGGGCCAGCAUGCUGCCCACCAUGGCUGCAGGGCUCAACUCCAUCCUGUUUGCCAUUAACAUUGACAACAGCGACCUCAACGGAGGGUUGUCAAGAACGGGGGGCUCGUCCGUCUCCCAUCUCCUGAAGGAGUCCACCCAAGGAAUUGGCAGCCUGUGGAAGGAGUCCACGCAGGGGGUCAGCAGCCUGCUGCGGGAGAUCAGCACUGCUACCGCCGCUGUGCCGGGCUUCAUCACCCGCGCCGAAGGAGCUUCAGACCCGCUGCCUGUGCUGCCCCGCAGCGCCUCCGCUGACUCCGGGCUGAGGCGAGAGCGGCGGCGGAGGAAGAAGGUCACCAACAUCAUUUCCUUUGACGAUGACCUGGACGGCGGGGCGGAGGACGAGGAGGAGAGCGAGAGGGACGCCCGGAGGGUGGGGUCCAUAAGGAAAAGCCAGACAGCCCCGGGUGAGGGGAGCGUGGAGGAGGGUUUUGACCCGCUGGAGCCAGCGUUCUCCAUCUUCCCUGCCCACAGCCUUGACAAUGGGUUGGCUGAGCCCGCCGUGCUCAGCUGGGUGGGCUCACCGCACGUCUGUCGGACUCCGCCCCCCACCUCGCCCCUGCUGCCGGACAGCAAGAGCGUUGACAAUGAGGAAGAGGAGGAAGAUGAGGAGGAGGAAGAAGACGUGUACAAACCAAGGACCCAGCAGCAGGAGGAAGGGGAGGAGGAGGAAGAGAGAGUCGGCUCUGAGCAGGUGGUGGUGGGCAGCCUGUCCAGUGUGUCUACGUGGAGCCCCCUACAGGUGAUGACUGACCACAGCAGCUCCGACAUCCUGAUCCCUGUGACCCCUGCAGACCCCCAACCAGUGAGUUCGGUCGAGGACACGGUUGCAUUUCCUCCUCCUCGGCGCGAGCCGACGGGGCCGGAGGAAAACUGUGAGAGCGGCAGAUCCCAGCUGCAGUUCAGUAUGGAAGCCAGUCCGCCGGCCCAGACCGCCCCACUUUCUGCUCUGCUGCCAGCUCCAGUUCUGCCAGAAUCCAUGACCAUGGUGGAACUGCGUCAAGCCAUCGUUGCCAUGAUGAACAGGAAAGAUGAGCUGGAGGAACAGAACAUGUCUCUGCGCAGCCUGCUGGAUGGGGAGAUGGAGCACUCGGCUGGGCUGCGGCAGGAGACGGACGAACUGAAGAGGAGGCUGGCCGAGCUGGAGGAGCGACACACGGCCAAGGUCCAGGCCCUGGGCAGCUCUCCCCAUGCUGCGGACGAGUGAGGUCCCGGCCCCGGCGCCUCAGAACAAGUCGAUGGGGGACAUAGAAGAGCUGGCGGCGAGCUAUGAGCGCAAACUCAUCGAGGUGGCGGAGAUGCAUGGAGAGCUGAUAGAGUUUAAUGAGCGUCUCUAUCGCUCGCUCAUGGCCAAGGACCACCUCAUAGUCCAGAUGAGACAGGAACUCAUCGACCUGAGGGGACCGGUUCCAGGUGAUUUGAGCCAGACAUCAGACGACCCUAGCCUUUCAGAUUUUGAGACGGCUCACCGUGCACUCAUCAACGUUUGGAUCCCCUCCGUGUUCCUGCAGGGCAGAGCCGCCAAUGCCUACCACGUCUACCAGGUACCGACCCCCCCACACGACACAUCCGACGGGGAUGGCUG
Messenger RNA from Lampris incognitus (smalleye Pacific opah), 2451 nucleotides. It is a transcript of the gene snx29, whose product is annotated as sorting nexin 29. Bases 358 to 2073 code for a protein of 571 amino acids. The transcript is spliced from 17 exons. The record is from RefSeq and is a predicted model, not a curated record. NCBI's taxonomy places the organism in Eukaryota, Metazoa, Chordata, Actinopteri, Lampriformes, Lampridae.